AAGAGGAGGAAGAAGCUUUGACUCCCUUAAUAAAAAUGGCUCUCCCGACUUCCCUUUCCUGCCGCUCUGCGAACAUCACUUCCAGAGCGAGGUGAGGGUGGAGCGCGAACGGGAGAAGCUGGGAAUGGCGCUGGUAAACUGCCGAACUCUGGAAUGGUUCUACUCGCUGAUUCUUCUUGCUAUUGUAUUGCUUUCAUGGGGCUACGUCAUUUAUGCAACUCGAAUAGCAGCCAAAUGGCACUUAAAGGAGAUGUAUCCCACACAAGCCCAGAAUAUUUAAGACACCUUCAGAGUGAAAUACCACAGAAAUAGAAGCACAUUCUAUAAUUCCAUAAAUAAUAAUCUGCAAAAACUUGCAUUCCAAACUAGAAUGGCUAAGCUGCAGGAGUAUUGAAGCUUCAGAAAUAGAUUUAGUGUUGUAAUACUUAACACUAAUAAUGUAUAAUUGAGAAAAAUCGGGGAAAAUAUCCUUGAUAUAUUAUUUUUAAAAAAGAAUGUACUGUUCAGGCUGGAGCAAAGUAUUGCAGGCAGUCUACAAACCCAGAUUACAGAAUGCAGCAGUCUUCUGAAUAAAUAAAUGAUUCCAGAGCUGAUAUGGAAAGUCAGCCUUAUGAAAGACAUUGAUUAAGAAACUGAUCAAGAAGCCAGUUUGGCAGCAGAUCAAGAAGUCAACCUAACAGUAGAUCAGGAACUUCCAGGCGUCCUGAUAGAGGACAUUCUGCAAAGAUAUAUGAGGAAAGGAAAUAUAAAAGGCAAUUACUAGGAGAGGACCCACAGAGUUAACAAAGAAACCUCUUCUACAAGAGAAAGCAAUGCUCUAAAGACAUCCUUACCAAAGCAUUAGGCCAUUUGUGGGAAAACUGCUAGCAAUGCUGACAGGCUCUCCCAUUAAUAUUGAACAACAUAUAAUAAUGCAUAAUUUAAUGUUUGAUCUAGAAAGCCAGGCAUGUGCUAAUUAAUUACAGCUUUUCUUAUUCCAAAGUAAGGAACACUUAUAUGAGUUUAUCAACUUUGCUAGAUGCCCUUUUACUAUAGAUGCGUAUGAUGAGCAUGCAAAUUAUGACUGUUCAGCUCCAGCAGGUAAAAAGGGAAGCAACUCAGUCUUCUAUUACUACCAUAUCUCCUGAUGAAACUGAAACCCAAGUACCUGAACAUAAUGCUUUCAGGCACCCUGGGAUGAUGAAAUGCCAGGCUCAUCUUAUUCCAAUUUAGAGCAAAUUCAUGCUUCUCCAUCUACUGUUUUAGACACUUCUGCAAGCUGUGAUGAAAACCCUUCUGCAAACAACGGUUGCAGAUGUCACGACAAGCAAAAUAGAAGUGAAUGAUGACAACUGUGAUUUUUUUGACAACUGUUGUUGACUAUGUAAAACCAUUAUGAAGUAAAGACUCAGUGACGAGGACAGCCAUACAUCUGGAUCCUGAUGGCCGGCAACCCUGUGGCAGGCCCAAGAAAAGGGGGAUGGAUUGCAUCGAAGAGGACAUGAAAUACAUGGGUGUUGCCCCUAAAGAUGCGCUGGAUCGAGCCAAAUGGAGAAGACCCUGCCAUACCGCGGGAG
Thamnophis elegans (Western terrestrial garter snake) is the source of this 1556-nucleotide messenger RNA. It is a transcript of the gene TZMP1, whose product is annotated as small integral membrane protein 27. NCBI's taxonomy places the organism in Eukaryota, Metazoa, Chordata, Lepidosauria, Squamata, Natricidae. The record is from RefSeq and is a predicted model, not a curated record. The transcript is spliced from 2 exons. Bases 125 to 280 code for a protein of 51 amino acids.